Nanorana parkeri is the source of this 653-nucleotide messenger RNA. RefSeq names its product centrosomal protein 19 (gene CEP19). Lineage: Eukaryota; Metazoa; Chordata; Amphibia; Anura; Dicroglossidae. The transcript has 3 exons. The record is from RefSeq and is a predicted model, not a curated record. Gene Ontology annotation, cellular component: ciliary basal body; centrosome; centriole. The coding region runs from base 91 to 579 and encodes 162 amino acids. Gene Ontology annotation, biological process: microtubule anchoring at centrosome; trans-Golgi to periciliary membrane compartment transport.
CACAAUGGGGACAGCCCGGCUCAGGGGGCUUAGCUGUUUGUUGCCAAGGUAACGCCUCCAUAGAGGCUCAGGUGUCAGUCUAUUGGUGCCAUGAGCUACAAGGCCAGGAAAUGUGGCAUACGGUUUGAAGCACCAGCCAUUGUCCUGGUAUAUGAGAAGACCGAAGGAAAGACUCGGCAACGCAUCAUGCCCAUCAGGAAUUUCUCUAAGUUCUCAGACUGCAGCCGAGCAGCAGAGCAGCUUAAAAACAAUCCACGGCACAAGCAGUACUUGGAACAGGUAUCACUGACGCAGCUGGAAAGGCUUUAUAAGUUACUUAGGGGGCAUUUAAAGGGGGAGAGCUUGGAGUCUAGCCUGGAUGGGAUUCGGAAGGAGGAAACUAUUGAUCCAGAUGAAGAUCUGAACAAACUGGAUGACAAGGAACUGAACAAAAGAAAGAGCUUAAUGGAUGAACUUUUUGAGAAAAACAGGAAAAAGAAAGAUGACCUGGACUUUGAGUAUAAUGUGGAAGUUGAUUUCAACCUGGACAAAGUAGUGGAGAGCUGUGGGUGGGAUGAUAACUCAGAAGGCGGUUUCUGACUACAACGUAAAAAUAUGGAUUGACACUACACUAUUGUUAGAUUGUAUGGAAACCCUUGGCGUUAUUGGAUUAU